UGAUCCGGGAGGAGGUUUGGCGCUAGAUUGAGCUCAGUGAGUGUGCGGAGGAGGACAGACAGAGACACACAGAGGGCUUCAGGACAAGAUAACACUCUACUUUCAACUGAGAAGACUUCGUACAACUUUUUAUUCAGACUGAACGCAACAUGCCCAGCACACGCUCUCAGGGCCGGGCUCAGCCCACGCUGUCCUUCCCUCGCCGCAAAUCCUGCAGAGUUCCCCCACGCACCAAGACGCCGCAGCUGGACAAAUCUCCAGCUCCGUCACCAUCCAAGCCCAGACAUCAGCACCUUUCCCCGGCCCUGACCAGCAUCGGACCGCUGUCCCCGAGACGCCCCGCUAACCAGCCCAUCCCUCUCUCCCCGAGACGACCGGUCACCCACCUGUCUCCUCUGUCCCCCAGACGACCUGCAGCCCAGCCAUCAUCUCCCAGUCUCCAGCAACGACUUCCUCUCAGCCCCCGAAAACGCACAGGUGACGACAAUGGUUGUAACCUCGGCGCCGGCCUGCUCGGUUCACCGCCAAAGCAGAGCAAGCCGACUCUGGCCUCUCCCAGAAAGCUCGGCUUUGACGAGAACUCGCCAGUCUCAGCUCGCCGACAGCUGGUACCGCCCUCGUCACCACGGCAGCCACUGUCUCCCACCUCCAGAUCAUCUCCGAGGAGACAGGAGACGCCUGCUGGAAGUCCGGCACGCCAAAACUCAGAGAGGAAGCAGCCAGUCGUUCGGCUCUUUGCAGAAAAGUCGAGGUUUCUGAACGUGAAGCAGGCACUCCACACCGCCAUCCCUGAGCGGCUCCUGUCCAGGGAGUCCGAGCGGGCGUCUAUUCGGUCUUUCCUGGAGGAGAAGGCCAUGCAGCGGGUCCCUGGCAGCCUCUACAUCUCCGGAGCUCCAGGCACCGGCAAGACGGCCUGCCUCAACUGUGUGCUGCAGGAGAUGAAGGCCGAGCUGUCGUCGGUACAGACGGUGGUGGUGAACUGUAUGAGUCUGCGGAGCUCCCAUGCCAUCUUCCCGCUGCUCGCCGACAAGCUGAGAGCGCCUGGCGGGCAGAACGGACUGCAGAGGUUCCUGACGGCCCCGGGGCCCGCUGUGCUGCUGGUUCUGGAUGAGAUGGACCAGCUGGACAGCAAAGCUCAGGACGUCCUCUACACCAUCUUUGAGUGGCCGUACCUGCCAAAGUCUCGUCUCUGUCUCGUCGGUAUCGCCAACGCUCUGGAUCUGACCGACCGCAUCCUGCCCAGACUGCAGGCUCGCCCUCACUGUCGCCCGCUGCUGUUACACUUCCCUCCCUACAGCCGGCAGGAGCUCGCCGCCAUCGUACAGGACAGACUCUCGCAGGCGUCAGCUGAAGGCAUCCUCGACGCCUCGGCUGUUCAGUUCUGUGCCAGAAAAGUGUCUGCGGUGUCGGGAGACGCCAGGAAAGCUCUGGACAUCUGCAGGAGAGCUGUUGAGGUCGUGGAGUCUGAUGAGAGGAAGAAAACAUCUGAUCCAAAAGCUGAAACUAAAGCAACGCGGGUCAGCCUCCCUCAGGUUGCACGGGUGCUGUCGGAGGUUUACGGCGACCGAAUGGCGUCACAGUGCAGCGACGGCGGCAGCUCUGACGGAGAGAGUUUCCCCCUGCAGCAGAAGCUGCUGGUCUGCUGCCUGCUGCUGCUCAUACGCAACGGGAAGAGCAAAGAGAUCGUCCUUGGAAAGCUCCAUGAGGUUUACAGUCGUCUGUGUGCGCGGCGGCAGGUGUCAGCGGUCGGACAGGGCGAGUGUUUGUCUCUCUGCAGUCUGCUGGAGAGUCGAGGAAUCUUCUCUCUGAAGAAAGCCAAAGAGGCUCGUCUCACUAAGGUGUUUCUAAAGAUCGAGGAGAAAGACAUUGAAAACGCUCUGAAGGAUCGGACGCUGCUGGGAAGCAUCCUCGCCGCAGGACUCCCCUCCUGAUCACAUAUUUAUUUUUUUAUGAACUAAGAUUUUUUUCAGUGGUUUUAUUUUUUAAUUCUCGUUUUUGCCGAGAGUUUGUACAGAAUUUUUAAUGACAGUGUCACUCUAAAUCUUUUUGUAUUUUAUUUGCUUUUCUCGUGCUGGUUUUGAUGCUCAGUUUUUGAGUUGUUAAAAUGUUGAACUCACACGUCAGUCUUGAAAUUACAGCGUUUUGUUUCAGUUUGGAUUUGAAACAUUUUCCAUUAUUAUGCUGUAAAUAAACAGAUG
Molecule: messenger RNA, 2198 nt
Organism: Epinephelus fuscoguttatus (brown-marbled grouper)
Lineage: Eukaryota; Metazoa; Chordata; Actinopteri; Perciformes; Serranidae
Gene: cdc6
Product: cell division cycle 6 homolog (S. cerevisiae)
Exons: 12
Coding region: 150-1931 (593 amino acids)
Biological process (GO): cell division; DNA replication initiation; mitotic DNA replication checkpoint signaling
Cellular component (GO): nucleus
Molecular function (GO): ATP hydrolysis activity; DNA replication origin binding
Source: RefSeq, a predicted model, not a curated record